AUGCAGCUCAUCCGAACACUGGCGGCCUCUUUGCUGCUCACUGGCAGCUCACUAUGCGCCGGAGCCACUGGCACGCCCAAGGCGUUCGCCCCUAAGGUCUUCAUUGUCUCAAUGUUCGAACCGGAAGCUCAGGCUUGGUGGAACAUCCCCGAAUUCGACCUGCUGGCUCGCAACGUCACCAUCCCCGGCCUCUCCCCCUUGUUCCCCGAUGUCCACUGUACCGAGGACUACGAGAUCUGCCAGCUGAUCACCGGUGAAUCCGAGAUCAAUGCCGCCGCCACCGUCACCUCGGUCGCUUUCUCGCCCCUGUUCGAUCUCACCCAGACCUACUGGUUCGUCGCCGGUAUCGCCGGCGUCAGCCCCAAGAAGACCACCACUGGAUCCGCAACCUUUGCUCGGUACGCGGUUCAGGUCGCUCUCCAGUAUGAGAUCGACAUCCGUGAGCUGAACAGCUCCUACUCCACCGGAUAUAUCCCCCAGGGCGCAAAAUACCCCGGCCAGUACCCGACCAGCAUCUACGGAACCGAGGUCUUCGAGGUCAACGCCGAGCUGCGCACCAUCGCUGCCAACUUCGCCCGCAAGGCCAACCUCUCCGACUCCGCCACCGCCCAGGCCUACCGUGCUCACUACAAGACUCCCAGCGGAAAGUUCAAGGCCGCUAGCCUGCCCCCUAGCGUUGUCGAGUGCGACGUCGCAACCUCCGAUGUCUACUACAGCGGCAACAUCCUCGGCUCCGCUUUCGAGAACACCACCAAGGUCCUAACCAACGGAACCGGCGACUACUGCGCCAGCGCCCAGGAGGAUAACGCCACCCUGGAAGUCCUCCUCCGCUCCUCGGCCCACAAGCUGACCGACUUCUCCCGCAUCAUCAUCAUGCGCACCGCGUCUGACUUUGACCGUCCCUACCCCGGCGCUUCCGCUACUUACAACCUGCUCUACUCUGACCAGGGUGGCUUCGAGCCUGCGCUUAAGAACCUCUACGUGGCUGGUAUCAAGGUCGUUGAGGGUAUUCUCGAGGGAUGGAACGCCACUUUCGCUGAUGGUGUCAAGGCCAAGAACUACAUUGGUGACAUCUUCGGUACUCUCGGUGGUACCCCUGACUUUGGCCCUGGUCGUCAGCAGGCCCUCAUUGACGGCGGUGCGUACAGGAAGCGCAGCGUUCAGAACCGCCUCCAGCGUCGCGGUUAA
Penicillium brevicompactum is the source of this 1188-nucleotide messenger RNA. Its product is annotated as purine-nucleoside phosphorylase. NCBI's taxonomy places the organism in Eukaryota, Fungi, Ascomycota, Eurotiomycetes, Eurotiales, Aspergillaceae. The record is from RefSeq and is a predicted model, not a curated record. Gene Ontology annotation, biological process: transmembrane transport. The transcript is spliced from 2 exons. The coding region runs from base 1 to 1188 and encodes 395 amino acids. Gene Ontology annotation, cellular component: endoplasmic reticulum.